AUGCCUCCUAAGGUUCCUCCUAGGAAUAGAAAGUAUGAAUGUGGAAAUGAUAAGCAUAAGAAAAAGAAAAAAAUUGAAGAGUUAAUUCAAUCUCAAGCAGGAGCUCUUGACAAAUUUUUAAUAAAAGAACUAGAAGUUCCAAAUGAAAGUUGUUAUAUUGAUAAUAUUGAUGUUGAAAAUUUUGAUAGUGUGCCCAUUGAAAAUGAUAAUGUUGAUAGUGUGCUUAUUGAAAAUGAUAAAGUUGAUAGUAUGCCCAUUGAAAAUGUUGAUAGUGUGUCCAUUGAAAAUGAUAAUAUUGAUAGUGUGUCCUUUGGUGAUGAAGUUAAUAAUGAUGAUGAUAAUCUUGAGGAAGUUAAUAAUGAUGAUCAUGAUGUUGAUUAUGAUAUAUUUGAUCAAAGAAAUUGGGAUCUUCUUUAA
Molecule: messenger RNA, 417 nt
Organism: Vicia villosa (hairy vetch)
Lineage: Eukaryota; Viridiplantae; Streptophyta; Magnoliopsida; Fabales; Fabaceae
Exons: 1
Coding region: 1-417 (138 amino acids)
Source: RefSeq, a predicted model, not a curated record